Messenger RNA from Opisthocomus hoazin, 963 nucleotides. NCBI's taxonomy places the organism in Eukaryota, Metazoa, Chordata, Aves, Opisthocomiformes, Opisthocomidae. The record is from RefSeq and is a predicted model, not a curated record.
AUGGGAGUUUGUGCAGAGUAUUCAUAUUUUGCUGUGGAAUACAUCGCAGAACUCUAUCCAUCUGUCAAAACAUGCGAGUACAUCAUGCUGAAACCUCAUUCUCUAGCUGGUGAGCUGAGACUCAGGAAAAUUAGGAGACUUGAUGAAGGCCAUACAGGAACGAAUAAGAAAGAAGAGGCUAAUGUAGCACACUCUGACCGCUUGAGGGAUUUUAUGCGUAAAAGGGAACGAGGAGAACUUUUAAUACAGAAAAUAAACAAAAUGCAAGAUAAGCUUUUAAAGAAGAUACAGCUUUCGGUGUCCAAGGAUGGGUUCGUUCAUUUUGGAGACACCGUGAUGCUUUUGAACCCAGUCAACGAAUCCCGGGUGGGGAAUGGCCCCGGCACGUGCGGCAGCCUGGCCCCUCGCGAAGUCAGCGCAGUCGAGAGCACAGACCCCGUGGGCCGAAACGCUUUCUGUGUUUUAAGUGUUGAUGGAGUCACAGUAGGUGAACCGAUUAGAUUUGGGCAAAACUUUCGUCUUGGGACAACAGGAGCAUUUUCUGACCAAAUGUUCUAUCUAGCAAGUGACCAUAAAUCAUUUAUAAGAUUUGCUAAAAAAUCUUACCUUCAGCAAGUAUUUUUGACAGAUCAGCUUUCCUAUUUGACUUGCUGGCAAGCUACCUGCUUGGAUCCACAGCUGCGUCUUGAAUAUGAAGGAUUUCCAGUUCCUGCAAACACUAAAAUUAUUAUUACUCAUUGCUAUACUAAUCGGAGCUUAGCUGUUCCAAGGAACUUUUGGACAAGGUCUUAUUUUGGAAAAGAAUAUGAAGUAAUUUGUCACACUUAUCUGGACUCCCAUAAAGCUGAAGAAGAUAAGAAUCACUGGGAAGUAGUUACAGGAAAUCACAGCGAUGAGGACCGUACAAUGAUUGAUAGACCUGACCCUCGCCCGGAGGGGGAUCAGAAAGAAGGAGUUUUGUGA